This is a messenger RNA of Coccomyxa subellipsoidea C-169, 675 nucleotides long. RefSeq lists its product as hypothetical. The coding region runs from base 1 to 675 and encodes 224 amino acids. The record is from RefSeq and is a predicted model, not a curated record. Lineage: Eukaryota; Viridiplantae; Chlorophyta; Trebouxiophyceae; Coccomyxaceae. The transcript has 3 exons.
AUGUCGAUAGUGGAAGAACGCCUUGCUUUAGGUCUGUUGGUCACCGCAUCGGUCGAUGGCAAUGGGGCGCCCAAAGGCGUUCCGACCACCAGAACGGAUCUGCAAGGACCACUAGCGUCAGUGGCUAACAGCAAGGAGUGCCCAGCAGCUCACAGCACUUUCACAGACUGGCCAGGGAAGAUCGCCGUGGACCCCACAGGGGGUGAGGAAUCGGGGGAGAACGAGAUGAAUCCUUCAGGGCAGCUGGGCAAAAAUGCCGGCACAGCCCCCAGCGGCCCGGCCAUGCUCAACGGCCAAAAGGUCACUUCCGCAAACCUUAACCAGAAGACCCCUAAGAAGGCCGCCACAGCCACUGCCACCCCCCUUGCAGCCGCCACAACCGCCACCGCCCCUCCAACACUCGUCACCGCGCAACCAGCCGGCGCCGCGCAGACUCUUGUCACCAGCGCGAUGCGGUCGCAGACUGUGCAGCAGCAGGCGGCUGGAGGGCAAGGGCAGGGGAUGAUGAGCGGCGGCGGCGGCGCGGGAGCCGCCGCGCAGUUUGUGCAGAAGGCGCCGGCAGCUGCCGGGAACGCCGCGUCACGGUCCGGGCAGCUCAGGGGUUCAGUAACCAGCGUCUCCGGUGGCCGCCGCAUGAUGCUCGUGGUCACUCCCCUGCGAGUGAUUUCACCCUAG